AUGACCCCGCCCCCAGAGAGGGACAUUGAUCCCAUCACAGGAGCCGAGCUCGAUCUAUCCGGCACCAAGAAGCGCUCCAGUGAAGAUGCAUCAGAGUAUCCGCGGAGGCGGGCGACCAUUGCUUGCCAGAUAUGCCGACUACGCAAGACACGAUGCAAUGGAGCCCGGCCGAAAUGCCAGCUUUGCUCCGAUCUCGAUGCAGAAUGCGUGUACCGUGAGCCAGGAAUCAAGCUUGAUGCUGGCGACAAGCUGAUUCUAGAGCACCUGACCCGGAUCGAGGGGUUGCUUCAUUCCAGCUUAGCAGCACAGGGUCCUCACCAUCUAGCCAUGUCGACAUCCCCUGCGACAAGCAACGACACCGGCAUGGGAAGUGAAGAUCCGAGCACCAAGAUGAGUGGGUUGUCAACAUCCGGGAGAAUGGCAGCGGUAGGACUGGGUUCCUGGGCCAAUCCGCCACCCAGCAUUAGUAUAUCCACCAUGCCCAAGGUACACAGCACCCCGGCUCUACAUCUCCUCCAAUGGCCCCUGAUCCGGGAUCUCGUAUCGGGACCAUACGACCCACAAAAUCUUCUUCAAUUAGAAAUGGCCCGUGAGCCACUGCGCCUGAAUCCGAACUCUGGCUUCGAUUUGGCCAACGCGCCUGCGUACGUGCAGGCAUUCUUCAACCAUGCAAAUAUUUGGUAUGCAUGCGUGAAUCCAUAUACAUGGAACCGAUACUACCGAACUGCGCUUGCGCAAGGAUUCCAAGAUGGACCCGUGAGUUGUCUCGUGCUACUAGUCUUAGCCCUUGGAGCUGCUAGUCGCAGCGGCAGCAUCUCGUUUCUACCUGCGGAUCAGGAACCACCAGGACUCCCAUAUUUCGCUGCCGCCUGGGCAAUCCUACCCUCUGUGAUGAUGCGUAAUUCUGCAAUCGCCGCACAAUGCAUGAUCCUCGCAUCGGCCUACCUGUUUUACCUCGUGCGACCACUCGAAGCGUGGACACUACUAUCCAACGUGAGCAUGAAGCUGCAGCUCCUCCUGGGCAACCCCAACCGAGUACCCGCACAAUGGAAAGAACUCAGCGUCCGAGUCUACUGGAACUCCCUCCUCUACGAAAGCGAUCUCCUCGCGGAACUCGACCUCCCGCAUUCCGGAAUCGUAAACUUCGAAGAAAUCGUCGAUCUACCAGGCGGUUUCGAAGAAGAAGACGACGACGAAGACGAAGGAAUGAACAACGACAACGAAGAAAAAGACCAGCAACACAACGCUAGACCUCCCGAAGAAUACACAGGCCGCGACGAACUCUGGUACUUCCUCGCCGAAAUCGCACUCCGAAGACUCCUCAACCGAGUCAGCCACCUCAUCUACCAAAAAGACAGCACACACACCCUCUCCUCCCUCGGCCCUAUAGUCUCAGAACUAGACUUCCAACUCUCCCAAUGGUACGAAAGUCUCCCCCAACCCGUCCAAUUCCCACUCACAUCAUCCCCACUCUCCAACUCCGUCCAAACCGUCCUACGCCUACGCUACAACGCCUGUCGAACAAUCAUAUACCGCCCCUACAUCCUAGCCGUCUUCGAAAACGAGCAAGCCGGUGCAGACCCAGGCGUGCGAGAGUGCUGUCGCAGAUGUCUCGAUGCGACACUGCGACAGCUAGAUCACGUCACUAGUCAUCGAGAGGGCCAUUUGCCGUAUCUCUGGCAGGGGGCUUUGUCGAUGGUUUCUCAAACACUGCUUAUUAUGGGGGCGACUAUGUCGCCGACUUUAUCUACUUUGCUUCCGCCGCCGUUGAGGGUGGAUGCGAUUAUUUCGAGUGUUGUUGCUGAGGUGGAGCGGUAUGCGCAUUUAGCGCCGAGUUUGAAGUUAUCUUCGGAGAUUAUUCGUGAUGCGGAGCGGCGGAGGCAGAUUUGUCUUCGUUCGGCGGGGAUUAGUAUCUGA
This is a messenger RNA of Penicillium subrubescens, 1917 nucleotides long. RefSeq names its product Zn(II)2Cys6 transcription factor. The record is from RefSeq and is a predicted model, not a curated record. The transcript has 2 exons. Gene Ontology annotation, molecular function: DNA-binding transcription factor activity, RNA polymerase II-specific; zinc ion binding. Bases 1 to 1917 code for a protein of 638 amino acids. Gene Ontology annotation, biological process: regulation of DNA-templated transcription. Lineage: Eukaryota; Fungi; Ascomycota; Eurotiomycetes; Eurotiales; Aspergillaceae.